This is a messenger RNA of Myripristis murdjan (pinecone soldierfish), 2986 nucleotides long. RefSeq names its product MARVEL domain containing 2a (gene marveld2a). Bases 215 to 1924 code for a protein of 569 amino acids. The transcript has 9 exons. Gene Ontology annotation, cellular component: cytoplasmic vesicle; apical plasma membrane; bicellular tight junction. The record is from RefSeq and is a predicted model, not a curated record. Gene Ontology annotation, biological process: bicellular tight junction assembly. NCBI's taxonomy places the organism in Eukaryota, Metazoa, Chordata, Actinopteri, Holocentriformes, Holocentridae.
CGGGUCACGUGGUCCCGUCUGCGGGAGACCUGUGGUCUAAUGUUACUCAAAUGGGAGAAAGAAAGGAAAAGAAAAGGGAGGAAACAAGGUGGCUCCUUGGCACACUGUACGUUCAUACAAGGUUUGCAUUCUGACCUGCAAGCCAAUGUAAGUCGUGUUGAGUGACUGCGUGUGAAAGAGGUAGCUAUUCAAGCACAGGACCAUCACCUUACUCAUGUCAUAUGAAGACGACUUUUAUGGGCACAGUGACCGUGUCCACCAAGCGCCCUACUAUGACCAGGUUCCCCAAGGGACUUUACCCAGAGAAGACUCCUAUAAUCCUCAGCCCCUGAGAGAGCAGAGGGCAGGUCACCUCGCUAAGAGUGCUGACCCCCUACCACCCCCUCCUCUGCCAGACCAGCCACCCGUGGGGCCCAAGUUUGACCCCAGUGGCAGCGAGGACAACGCGGAUCCAGACCCCGACCCUGCCUUGGACAUCAAACCCGUCCACCGCUUUAUCCCCGACUCCUGGAAGAACUUCUUCAGAGGAAGUGGCCGGAGCAGUAACAAACCCUGGUCCAUGCCUGCCUCCUCAUUUAACAACAACAACAGCAGCAGCAACGGGGUGCGCUGCUCUCCUCCGCACUCGCCCUCUGCUCCCGGAUCCUACCACGAUCCCUAUGGAGGGUCCGGGAGCAGCUACAACUCCCGCAAAGAGCUGUUGGAAGUCCGGGAGCCCCAUGAGUCCAUUUCAGGGCGCACCCACCACACGGGUUUGACCUAUAGUGAGCGAGUGGAGGAGUACCAUCAGCGCUACGCCUACAUGAAGUCCUGGGCUGGGCUGCUGAGGAUUCUGGGGUGCAUUGAGCUACUCCUGGGAGCGGCGGUAUUUGCCUGCGUCUGUGCUUAUAUUCACAAGGACAACGAGUGGUUCAACAUGAUGGGGUACUCCUCUCCUGGGGGAAGUUAUGGGACUUUUGGAGGAGGGAUGUACGGCGGGGCCUACUACACAGGUCCUAAGACUCCAUUUGUGUUGGUGGUGGCAGGACUGGUCUGGCUGGUGACUGUGAUAAUACUAGUCCUUGGGAUGACCAUGUACUACCGCACCAUCCUCUUGGACUCAUCCUGGUGGCCGCUGACUGAGUUUACCAUAAACCUCGCCAUGGCGGUGCUAUACAUGGCGGCAGGAAUUGUGUAUGUCCGCGACACAACCCGCGGGGGUCUCUGUUCCUACCCUAUGUUCAACAAUGCCAUAAAUGCGGUAUUCUGUCGAACUGAGGCCGGCCAGAUUGCUGCCAUUAUUUUCCUCUUUGUCACCAUGGUGGUGUAUCUGAUAGGAGCCAUGGUGUGUUUGAAGCUGUGGAGGCACGAAGCCGCACGCAAAUAUCGGGAGCAGUACAGCCAGGAGAUGCAGGCAGCAGACAUUCAAGGUGCACAGUCCUUGAUGGCUCCGGCUCGCAAACCCAAGGCUCCAGAGCCGAUCCACGACUCUACAGUGAUUCCUAUUCAAGCUGCUCCAAAGCCCGGACCUCCUAAAGUUUUGAAGGGAGCCAUACCAUCUGGACAUAUUCCAAAGCCUGUUAUCAUGCCUGACUACAUUGCUAAGUAUCCAGCCAUCCGGUCUGAUGAUGAACGGGACCAGUACCGCGCUGUGUUUAAUGACCAGUACGCUGAAUACAAAGAGCUCCACUCUGAGGUGCAGGCUACUCUCAAGAAGUUUGAGGAGAUGGACGCCAUGAUGCAGAGUCUUCCUCAGCACCCGAGCAGCCAAAUGGAGUUCGAUCGCAUUAACAGAAUCCUUCAGGAGUACCAGAAGAAGAAAAACGAUCCCACUUUUCUUGAGAAGAAGGAGCGCUGUGAGUACCUGAAGAACAAACUCUCGCACAUCAAACAGAGGAUCCAACAAUAUGAUAAAGUCAUGGAGUGGAAUGACGGCUACAGCUAAACUACUGCUGCUCCUCUGCCUUGGGAGGCCACUCAAAAGACAUUCAGGUGGAGGAAUACUGUGGGAACCACUGGACUAGAACCACAGCAGGCGGAUAGUAGUGAGAAGUUGUAUUGGCACUGAUCUUUCCAGUCUGUGUUGUCUGUCACAUCUGCACAGCGGUUACGUAGCUGUCAGCAGUUUAGUGUGUGUGUGUGUGUGUGUAUUUAUGUGUGUGCGUGCCUGUGAGCAUGCACACUGCAACCAAAGGGGGAAAUGUGUUUACUUUUCUACUUAAAAUGGUCUGAAUAUGCAAAAGAUGCAAUGUGUGUGUGUGAUACUGUGACUGUGUUUGUACCUGGGGCUCACUACUUCAUUUCAUGAAUAACACUGGGAUCUGACCUGAAUGUUUCCUGUUAUCAGCCUUAAGGAGUGAGACGCCUGCAUAUUUUUCUUUGUUUCUUAACCAAAAUAAAAUGGUUAAGAACCAAACCAAAAUGAAAUAACUCGUAAUUUAACAUUUUUUCUUCCUCCUGUCUAUGUACUUAAGUCUUCAGGUUUAUUUAAUUUGCCUGCACAAGCUUUACAGCUACUGACGUACAGCUCAUGAAAGGUUCACAUCCCAGCCGAAUCACUGAACUGCCGUUAAGAUUGUUUUGAUUGCACAUGAUGAUUUUAUGUUUAACUGUUUGACAGAUGUCUGAAUUGAGAACUAUGCAUUUCCCACAGGGGUGAUAAUGGCAUUACUAAGUAAUUGUCAACAGGUAAUGUGUGUUUUUUAAUGCUUACUACUGACUUUGUUCUACCAUUUCAUAAACAUUUUAUAAUUGUACUCACUUUCAACUUAUGUUUUAAUAUUUUAGUGCCUUACUAUGUAAGCCUUAUGCCUUAACAUAUUCAUUUGAUCCUCCUUAUACCACUUUGUUACCAUGUAAUGUCUUAAAAUACAGCUGAUAGUUAACGCUCUUUAUUAAUUGAUCACUAUCACAAGUUCUACAUCCUUCUGACUUUUAUGUUACCAAAUAUAAUUGUAAAUACAUGGCUGUGUCCAUUUUUUAAAAAAUAAAUUAAUUAAUAAAACUG